Camelus dromedarius (Arabian camel) is the source of this 8725-nucleotide messenger RNA. RefSeq names its product ALS2 C-terminal like (gene ALS2CL). Gene Ontology annotation, molecular function: guanyl-nucleotide exchange factor activity; small GTPase binding. The record is from RefSeq and is a predicted model, not a curated record. The transcript has 27 exons. Gene Ontology annotation, biological process: endosomal transport; regulation of GTPase activity. The coding region runs from base 1124 to 3982 and encodes 952 amino acids. Gene Ontology annotation, cellular component: cytoplasm; cytoplasmic vesicle. Lineage: Eukaryota; Metazoa; Chordata; Mammalia; Artiodactyla; Camelidae.
UGCCCCCGCUUUCCUCGCUGCAGGUGGGACUGUCGCCUCGGUGCCCCCCCGGGCCGCCGUGUAGCCGACUCUCCGCGACUCCUCGGUCCCCGGAGGCACUCACACCCAGAGCCGUCUGAAUUUGUCCGAAGGCCCCUCUGUCCCAGCGGGGUUCAGCUUCGUCCUCCCCGCCCCGCGGUCACCCAGCUCGGCUUUAGGGGCAGCGCAGGGACAGCUCCCCCCACCCCCCGCCCAGCCCCAGAGCCGUGCCUGGCACGAAGGUAGUGCCUAAGGACUUGCCUGGGCCGUAGGGCGACCCCGCGGGGCCUCACCCAGCCUAAGAGACUGCCAGGAGGAGGUGACACCGACUGGUGUUGCCUGCAGUGAGAACGGCAUGGGCAAAUGCCUGAUGGCUGGAACAGGACCCCAUGUUUGGUAAAUUAGAGUAACUGCGUGUGCCUGGCCGGGGAAAGGAAAGAAAGCUGUGAAGAAUGCGACUGGAGAGAUUGGGAGGGUGAGGGAUGGGGUCUAGGACAAGAAGCCUUGGAGUCAAGGAGGGGCAGAGGAAGGGUGCAGAGAAGAGGUCGAGGUGGAGACUGUGAGGGGUGAGCUAUGACAGCUCAGUGCCCCCUCCCUUGGACAGCCCCUCCCUCCUCUGUCUACCACUGAGCUUGCUGCUUGAUCAAGGGGGUUAAAACACAGCUCAGGAAAGGCAGCACUUCCUUGCCUGUCCAGACCAGGAAAUAACAGUGGGUGCCAUGACAGGGUGUGGCCAAGGGGCCUGAGGGGCCAGGCCUUGGAAAGGGCGGGGGAGGCCUCAGUGACCCUGCCUGAGAGGGACCCAGCAUGGUCAGAGGCCAGGAAUGCAAGGAAUAGAGCAGGUCUGACUGCUGGUUAGAUUGCUACAGGGACAGGCAGCUGACUCACCUGGGCACGUUAAGACUAGCUGGUCUAUCCUCACCCGCCCCAUGGUGAACAUGAAGGCUGCCUGGAGAGCCUACGUGCUUGCUGUGUGCCCUCAGGCUCCCCUCAUCUGGACUCAGGUGGAGAGCAGGCAGGGGUCACUGACCAGUUCAGGAACUCCCCUUUGGGAUGACCUGGGCUCAUUGCUCAAUUCCAAGGCCCUGAGUCCGGCACCCUGGCCAUGUGCAGCCCUGAGGAGGCAGCCCUGCUGCGGCUGGAGGAGGUCUUCUCGGAAACCCUUACCCGCAUCAACAGCCUUGUCCUCCAGCCCCUGCUCACAGCUGCCCCAGACCCCUCAGACUCCUGGGGCAGAGAGUGCCUCCGGCUCCUGCAGCAGCUGCAGAAUAGCUCCCAGCAACUGUGCAAGGUGACUGAGGAAAGCCUGCAGUCACUGCAGGAGAGGCUGCACCACCCGGACUCUACUGGUCUGGAAUCCCUGCUGCUGCUGCACAGCGCUGACCGCGUCCUGCAGGUCCACAUGGAGUACAUUGAUUCCUACACAAGCUGUGUGGCGGUGCAGGCCUUUCAGAAAGCAGCAAAGAGGAGGAGCGAGUACUGGCGGAGCCAGCGGAAGGAGCUGCGGCAGCUCCUGUCGGGCAUGAGUUCAGAGGGCUCGGUGGGCACGGCACUGGGCCAGGCCCUCCGCCAGCCGCUUACCCAUCACGUGCAGCAGUACGUGCUCCUCCUGCUGAGACUCGGGGACACUGUCGGCGAGCGUGACCCCGCCCGAGAGCUGGUGGUACACGCAGCCACUCUCUUUGGGAACCUGCAGUCCUUCAUGAGGCAGGCGCUGGACCAGGCCUUGGCCACGCAGGCCCUCUGGCACACCUUGAGCAGCCGUCUGAGGGAUGUGCUCUGCACCCCCGCUCGCCGACUCUUGCAAGAUAGCCAGGACUCACCCGUGACGGUCACCCCGCUGCGGGCAGAGCGCGCGCUGCUCUUUGAUGAUGCCCUUGUCCUGCUGCAGGGCAACAAUGUCCACACCUUUGAUCUGAAGCUGAUGUGGGUGGAACCUGGGCAGGACGGGUGCACGUUUCACCUUCUCACACCCGAGGAAGCGUUCUCCUUUUGCUCCAAGGACCCCGAGGGCCAGGUGGCCUGGCAGUGGAAGGUUACCCAGGCUGUGUGCCAGGCCUUGCGUGGGAAGAAGGACUUCCCGGUGCUGGGGGCGGGCCCUGAGCCUUCCGAACCCCCCACCUGCCGCUGUGGAGCAUACACCUUCUACGCAGAGGGCCGCUUCUGCCAGGCCACCUACGAGGGCGAGUGGUACUGGGGCAGGCCCCAUGGCAAGGGAACCCUGAAGUGGCCAGAUGGGCAGAAUCAUGUGGGGGAUUUCUGCCAGGGCCUGGAACACGGCUUUGGCAUCCGCCUGGUGCCCCAGGCCUCCGAGGACAAGUUUGACUGUUACAAGUGCCACUGGCGGGAAGGCAGCAUGUGCGGUUAUGGCAUCUGUGAGUACAGCACCAACGAGGUGUACAAGGGCUACUUCCAAGAGGGCCUGCGGCAUGGAUUUGGGGUCCUCGAGAGCGCCCCUCAGGCCCCUCAGCCCUGCAAGUACACAGGCCACUGGGAGAGGGGUCAGAGGAGCGGCUAUGGCAUCGAGGAGGACAGUGACAGGGGUGAGCGCUAUAUUGGCAUGUGGCAGGCUGACCAGCGCCAUGGCCCAGGGGUCAUGGUCACCCAGGCGGGCGUCUGCUACCAGGGGACCUUCCAGGCAGACAAGAUAGUGGGCCCAGGGAUCCUUCUCUCUGACGAUGACUCCUUGUAUGAGGGCAACUUCACCAGGGGCCUGACCCUCUUGGGGAAGGGCAAGGUCACCUUCCCCAAUGGCAUCACCCUGGAGGGCUCUUUCAGCACUGGGGCAGGGAGAGGACUGCAUACGCAGGGCGUGCUGGACACAGCUGCCCUCCCUCCAGACCCAAGCAGCACCUGCAAGAGGCAGCUGGGUCUGGGUGCCUUCCCUGUGGAAAGCCGCUGGCAGGGCGUCUAUGGCCCCUUUGGGGACUUUGUUCGUGCUGGCUGCCCCGGAGACCUGCGGGAGGCCCUGCUGGGCUUCCAUGUGCAGAGCUCGAGGGAGCUGCGCAAGUCCCAGGAGUACCUGUGCUGCGAGAGGACCCACCCCGAGGACUGCGUGGGCAGGAUGGAGGACAUCCUGGAGGAGCUGCUGCAGCACCGGGAGCCUGAGGCCCUGCAGCAGUACCUCAGGAAGGCUCUGAGCAACUCACUGCACCCGCUGGGAAAGCUGCUCCAGACGCUGAUGCUGACCUUCCAGGCCACAUACACAGGCAUCGGGGCCAACAAGCACCUGCAGGGGCUGGCGCAGGAGGAGGUGAAGCAGCACGCCCGGGAACUCUGGGCUGCCUACAGGGGUCUGCUGCAGGUUGCCUUAGAGCGCAAGGGCCAGGCCCCAGAGGAAGAGGAAGAUGCAGAGACAAGGGACCUGCAGGUGCAUGGAUUGGUGCUGCCCCUUGUGCUGCCCAGCUUCUACUCAGAGCUCUUCACUCUCUACCUACUUCUUCAUGAGAGGGAGGAUAGUCUCUACAGCCAGGGCAUCGCCAACCUGAGCCUUUUCCCCGACACCAAGCUACUUGAGUUCCUGGACGUGCAGAAGCAUCUGUGGCCCCUCAAGGACCUCACACUGACGACCAAUCAGAGAUACUCCCUGGUCAGGGACAAGUGCUUCUUGUCAGCCACGGAGUGUCUGCAGAAGAUGAUCACCACCGUGGACCCCCGGGAGAAGCUGGAGGUGCUGGAAAGGACGUACGGGGAAAUAGAGGCCACCGUGUCGCGGGUGCUGGGCCAGGAGCACAAGCUGCCCAUGGAUGACCUGCUGCCGCUGCUCAUCUAUGUGGUGUCACGUGCCCGAAUCCAGCACCUAGGAGCUGAGAUCCACCUGAUCCGUGAUAUGAUGGACCCCAUGCACACAGGAGGCCUGUAUGACUUCCUGCUCACGGCCCUGGAGUCCUGUUACGAGCACAUCCAGAAGGACAUGAAGCUGCACCGCUUAUAUGGCUGCUGGAACUCCAAGGAGCCCUGGUAGCCUGACUUCUGGACAAACUGCAGAACUGAGAGGGGCCGCCGUAGAAUUCUCGUGGAGCAAGCGCAGCCCAGCGUGGCCCCUGUGGCCCAGGGGGCAGAGGGCCGGGUGGGUCCUGGGGGUGUCUCUUGGAGGAGAUGAGGUUUCUCUCAGGAAAUGCUGCUGCUGUCCUGACUGGGAUGAGGGGUGGGGGGUGACGGGCGUGGCCCCAGAACUGGUGGUUUCCCCUCCUCCCACCCUCUGCCUGACCCUUGCCUCCAAGUUACUGAGCCUCUCUGGGCCUCAGUGUUGCCAUCUGUAAAAUGGUGGACUAGAUGGUCUGUAAAGGACCUCUCAUCCAUGUUGCUGAAUUCUAGCAUCCUUCUGGAAGACUGCCUUUGGUCUGUUGGGCUGUAACUGAAGUUCUCAUGUCACAGUCCAUGUCAUUCCGUUUUUCCAUUCCUGGUCAGAGGCUCCAAGCUGCUAGUGACCACUCUGUUUAUCGAGCCUUCUUCCCACGAGUCAUCUCCUGUGGACCUUCUUCCUUCCCGACUCUGCCCCAAGGCCAUCUGGCCUCUCAGGGCUGCAAAGCAGGAACAGCUCCAGCUCCACCCGACCUACUGGGUGGCCUCUGGCAAGCCCUGCCCCUCGUCGGGUAUGCGGUUGAGGGGGUGGGCUUGGAGGUCUCUGACCUGUGCUCCACAUAUCAUGGCGGUGCUGGAGAAAGCUGAGGAGGUGGGGGGAGGAGACGCACCUUAACUGCCUCACCCCAGCAGGUGCCAUGGGAAUUACACACCUGUGACCUCUGUGGGCCUCUGUGCAGGAGGGACAGCAGGGGCACAAGGCUGGCCUGUGCUCUGACUGUCAAGCGCCUCUGGUUUAGGACCUGCCAGGAGUUGGGGAGGGAGGCAAUGGGGGUUCAGGUGCCUUGGGGCAGGGAGGACUUUAUUUAAUUAGUGGGUCUAGUGUGGGACCAAAAGAGCUGGGUCUUGUCGGGGGAGGGGGGGAGGGCUUCAUCCCUGCCGGGCCUCAGUUUCUCCUCCUGAUAGGCCUGGUGACCUGCAGGGACUCCCCCUGCCCUAACGGGAGAUGUGAGUGUUCUGGCAGGGUGACUGUUCUGAGGUGGUCCAGGGGCACAGCAUGGGGAGAGGGUGGAUUUAUGCAGGGCCGUAGCUCUGGAGGACAAGCUGGGCCCAGUUGACAGGCCCAUCCUGGACUGUAAGCACGUUGGGUCACCUGUCUUGGCUCUAGGUGUGCCUUCCAUAAAUGAAGCCCCAACCUCGGCCUGUGAGGGGAGGGCUGUGGGGGCCUCUGAGAAAGCCCAGCCCUCCUGAGCCCAAGGCUGAAUCCCCUCCAGGAGCCUGAUGGGGACAGUGUCCGAAAGACCCUCAGAGACAAUGUGGGGCAGUGGGCUGAGAGACUCAGCUGCCCCGCUGCGCUUCCACCCCCAGGGGAAGGGGUGGGGGAGAGCUUUCUCUGGCUGGUUCCUCCAAAUAUGGCAGCUUGAAUGCAGAAAGGUCUUGGGCUCUGGUUUUGUCAGAGACCCCUGUGGUGGUCCCAUGGAAGUCCCUGGAAGGGAGUCGAACUAAUGAAGAGUGAGGAUAUCCAGAAUCCCAUGGGCAGCUCACCAGCAUGUUAGCCCUCUCCAAUGGUUAUCAGCUAGUUCCUGUCCCUUGACAAGUGACAACAGCCGUGCCUGAAGGCAGCCCUGAGUUGGUGCGAUGCUGCAGCCUCACUCCAGAGAACCCCACAUGCUACUGGGCCUCCGUCAGGAUCAGCAGAAGCUCACUGCAGUUCAGAUUGACCAGGACCCUUCCACCCACCCUCUCUCUGGGCAUCUCCUGCACCUACUGAACUGGGGCCUCUGGACAGGCCCUCAGGAGAUUUCCAGGGCAGCUCAGGCUGCUGGGUCAAACCCUUUCAACAAAACAAUAGGGCUGGCAGGAACCUUCGCAUUAGCCAUUAGUGAGUGAGCAAACUGACAGCUGCGGGCAGUGCUUCUUUACCGAAGAGACACCUGGAGCCAGGUCACCACCUGCCGUGUGGGUGCCUCUGGGAGGCUGAUGGAAAUAACUACCCACAGGCAGGCGAGUCCACACCCCAGUGAUGAUCUCUUCCGGUUGCUGCAGGAGCCCCUUCGGCCACAGUGAGAGCACUGGUGUCCGCUCUGCAAGUCAGGUUGGUAACCAGGGACUCCAGCACCUCCGUGAGCUGGCUGGCAUCAGAAGCAGCCUGGAGGGGCCCAGUUCAGGCCCCCUCUGCCCUCCAUCUUUCUGGUCCCUGUCUCUUCUCCAGAGUGAGGACUCGGCUUUCAGCAGUGAUCGUGAGGAAGAGGUAAAAUUCUUCAUAGUAGACCUCAGUCAGGACUUGAGGAUCACCAGGGCCAGAGAGGAGAGAGGCCAAGGGUGACGCUGCUCGUUGGCAGCCCACAGGUGGCGUUCUGACAGGCUAUGAAGGACCACUCCUGCCCUGCCCUCGAGGGCCAGGACUUGGGGCUGAGAAAGACAGAGACACCGAGAGUUAUUAAACGACCUCUCAGUGAGCAGACGUGUCCGAGUCUCACAGCCCUGGCCCUGGAGACCCACUUUUGCCUUGGUGACCCAACCCCGCCCCCAGCUGCAGCCCUGGCCCUGUGUGCAGGCUCAGGCAACUUCUCAACCUCGGCUUCCCCUGCCUGCUGCUCCCCCUCAACAGUCAAACUUAUCUGCUGCCACCCCCUGCUCUCCAGCUCCUGCCCCUCGAUGUUCUGUCCCCAGAAAUGUCCCCCUCCAGUCCCACUGGGUCCCAGGCUGCUCUGUCCUCACAUUCCCAGCUCCUGUGAAGCCCUGUGUCCCAAGGCAGGAGCGUCCUCACUCCCCAGCUCUUCCCCAGAGCCCCUUCCCCAGCCCCAUCACCUUAUUGGUGUGUGACAGAGGGGUGCCCGCUUCCCCCUGUUCUGCAGGCACACUGCUCACCACCUCUCCCUGGGCUGGCGUCAAUAGCAGUGGGAGCCAAGAAUGGAAACAGCUUGACUCAGGAGAGGCCAGACUGUGAAGGUCCUUGGUCCCCAGGGCAGGUCUGCAUUUAAGGCUGGCAGCGCCUGUAGCAUCUGUGCAAACAGAAGCCCCUCAGGCAUGACCAGGACAGGCAGGGAUCCACAGGGAAAUGGAGGCCCGGUCAAACUUGAGCCAGGAACAGACGGGAAGUUGUUGCCAAAGCCUCAGGAGAAAGGGAAGAAAAGACAGAUGUCCUCUCUGUCUCUGAGGCUCGGGUGGACCUCUCCAGGGCACCAGGGGCUCAGGCCUGGUCCUCCUGGCCCAGGGCCCCUUCCACACCUGGCAGCGAUGUUGCUGGUCUGGCAGGCGUCUCCAUGCAAUGAUCUGCUGCUGGUCAUUGAGCUCCCACUGCAGGAUGUGGUAGCCAGGCUUCAGCUGUUAACCCAGUUGUGGUUGAUGGAGCUGGUAUCCUCCUGAAGGGGACAGGGGCCAGAGAGUCCUGCCUCCCUCCUUCAGUCAGUGAGCCUUGCCAGGAGCCUCCUGGAUGCCAGCCCUGUUCCCUGCAUGGGGUAUGGUCUGGAACACAUCAAAUGAGAUCCCAGCCCUCUUCAGGUGAAAAGGGCUGGCUCUUCUCUGCCAGAAAGGCACCAGCAGACUGCCUGUGCUUGCUGGGCAGAGAGGAGGGGGAGCUGAAGAAAUUGAGUCCAUGGCUAAUCCAAAGUGGGGGCUGGUGAACAGCUAGAGCUCUGACCAAAGGCUGUUUAUUCAGACCACCCUUGAGGGUGCUGGGAGCCAGGGUAGCCCGGGCAGCCCCUUGCCCCCCGCAGCCCCAGAGAAGGGGCUAUGCUGUGUAUAUGAAGCAAAUGCUCCCUGAGCAGGAACCUGAGUGAAGGCCACCUGGCCUCAGCUGUCGGCGCUCCCAGAUGGAUGGCUGCCCACUGUGGGGUCAGCAAAUGGUGGGGACUGCCCUCCCGUGGGCACUGGGGAAGGGAUAAGUUCAGGGUUAGGGUCAAGAUCAAUGUUAGGGAUUAGGGUUAAGAUCAGAGUCAAGAUCAGUGUCAGGUUAGGGUUAGGAGUUAGGACUGAAGUGAGGGUGAGAGUUUAGGAUGAGGUAGGUUAGAGUGAGGGUCGAGGUCAGGUUUGGGUCAGCUCAGGUCCAAGUGCGGUCGGGGCUUUCCUGGUUGGCUUGGUCAGGCGUUGAGCUCUGGCUUUUACUCUUGUCGUGAACAAGAACCAGGGGUGGAGCCAGGCUGCCAAGGCCUCGGUGAAUUCAUCAAUGACCUUGGCCAAGCCCUUCCCCUAACUGGGUCCUGUGUGCUGUGUGCGAGGAAGGUUGCAGCUCAGGCUCUGUUGUUCUGCCGUCCUAGAAGGAGGAGGAGACCCGGAAUGCCUUCUGGGGAGAGCAGGAAGAAGUGCAGCUUGGGCUCUGGGCUUGGAAGGGGCUUCUGCAGGCAGCCCUGCACCUCCGGCACGUCAGAAUGUGGUGGCCAUGCCCGGGGGUCCACUAGCAGUUGUCACCAUGUCCUCAUGCUCGGUAUCAGCAAUAUCUGUAACUGCCCGAUCCAGCGAGCGCAGGCAGGAGGUGAGAGAAGCCCCAGGCUAGCAUCUCCCAUCCCCAGCUCUACUCUGCCAGCCACAGGCCCCAUCACCUGCUUCCUGAAGGUAGGCAUGGGAGGGAAAAAGGGGAAGCAGGAGGAGGCGCGUUAUGUGGCUGGGAUCUCUUGUAGCCUGUGUGGGACUUUUCUUAUCCCCCCCUCCCCACUUCAUAAUUAAAUAUUGUAUUUAAACGGUA